Oncorhynchus nerka (sockeye salmon) is the source of this 3664-nucleotide messenger RNA. RefSeq names its product serine and arginine rich splicing factor 5b (gene srsf5b). The record is from RefSeq and is a predicted model, not a curated record. The coding region runs from base 126 to 1091 and encodes 321 amino acids. Lineage: Eukaryota; Metazoa; Chordata; Actinopteri; Salmoniformes; Salmonidae. The transcript is spliced from 9 exons. Gene Ontology annotation, molecular function: mRNA binding. Gene Ontology annotation, cellular component: nucleus; cytoplasm.
AGCGUGUCAUUGAAAAGCCGAGAGAAAACGGGCUCCAUUUUGUGUCCUUCUCGCAGUAAAAGCAGCAAGACAAUCCCUCCGAAGGAAGGAAAAAACCCAACACUAAGACAUCUUUUACAGGCAGAAUGAGUGGCUGCCGCAUAUUUGUCGGCCGGUUGAACCCGUCCGCCAGAGAGAAGGACGUAGAGAGAUUCUUCAAAGGAUACGGCCGCAUCCGAGACAUCGACCUCAAGAGGGGCUUUGGUUUUGUGGAGUUUGAUGAUCCUAGGGAUGCUGAGGAUGCAGUUUAUGAGUUGGACGGCAAGGAGCUCUGCAAUGAGAGGGUGACCAUUGAGCAUGCUCGUGUGCGCCUGCGUGGUGGGCGAGGACGUGGUGGUGACAGAGGGGGAGGAGGAGGAGGCCGCUUCCCAGAUCGCUAUGGCCGUGGCUCCCAGGAUAGUCGGAGGACCAACCAACCAAGUGGACCACCGGCAGAUAGGAACCCUCCUCCGAUGCGUACGGAGAACCGCCUCAUCGUGGAGAACCUGUCAUCUCGCGUCAGCUGGCAGGACCUGAAGGAUUUCAUGAGACAGGCUGGGGAAGUCACGUUUGCGGAUGCCCAUCGCCCCAAGCUCAACGAAGGGGUGGUUGAGUUCGCUUCUUACAGCGACCUGAAAAACGCCCUUGAGAAGCUGUCUGGCAAGGAGAUCAAUGGAAGGAAAAUCAAGCUGAUCGAGGCAGCUAAGAAGAGGGGUUCCAGGAGUCGUUCCCGUUCUGAGAGCUCUUCUCGUUCUCGCUCUCGUAACCGGUCCCCGUCCCGCUCCAGGACCCCUCGUCGUUCCAGGUCCCACUCCCCCAAAGCCCGCUCCCCCAAGAGGGACUACAAACGCUCUCGUUCUCGUUCCCACAGCGGCUCCCCAGCGCCCCGUGCUACUGCCCCUGGCUCCCCACCCCCGAGGGCCAAAGAGACCUCUUCCUCCUCCUCUAAACGGCCCUCUAAGCCCAGCAAGUCUGCGUCCCCCCACUCCCCUCCCCCUGCACAGCGUGCGCCUUCCAGGUCUCCUUCCAGGUCUCGUGGCUCUCGCUCUCCGUCUACGGACAGCCGCCACUGAGUACUGAGAACACCUAGCGCAGGAGUAUACACGUUUUAAAAUAAACACACACCUCGUACAUAAAUACUCACAUUCAGACAAAACAGGACAGGGCAGGAACUGUUUUACCCAGCGGUUCUUGCCUGGUGUCCCUGUAUUUUCCCCUCCAUGUUUCCUCCCUCCCUCCGCUCUUCUCUUCUGACAUAGCUGAUCUUUGACCUACUUUUGUAUGGUGAGUGUUCUCGGUAAAAGUGUGGCCAUUGUGUUCACAGCAAGAAGGGCUUCGUUUUCAAUUUGAGCAUCACGUCUAAAACCUUCUGGGGGUUUUGGUUCGUAUUUUUAUUUGUAAUAAUGGAUGUAAUUCUUGGUAAGGUAUUACAUUAUAUAUUUUUUAUCAUUCAACGCUCGUGUGGCGACUCCCCCCUCUACCGGAUUUUGUUUGUCAGCUCUGAUAUCAUGAGCUGUUGAGAAUUCAAGUCCCGUUCCAUGAUGGCUAUGAAUGUGAUUGGCUAAGGUUUUGGGUCGAACCAUUCUGAUCUCAGUGUAGGGUUCUUUUUUUUGGGGGGGGGGGGAUUUGAUUAGUUUUAUGCUGUGAUUUAUUUGAUUGAACUUCAUUCUUCUUUUUGGGGGGGGGUGUAUCAGAUUGUGAUCUGUUUUUUUUGUGGCGGCAAUAAAGGUCCUCGUUUAAGACGUCUGGUGAAAACAUUGUGGCCGGCUGCGUUAUUAUUUAACCCGUUUGUAUUGAAGGUUUUAACGGAGUGGUUGUCUGUUUCUAUAAAGCAUUAUACACGUUUCCUUUCACAAGGUAAUGAAGCGUCGACACAACCUAGAGAAUAGUUUGGAAACUAACUAUUUUUAAUGCUAAAUGAAGUCUUUUUUUCUUUUUUUCUCUCUCUCCGUGUUCAAUAUGAGGGUUGUAAUUUGUACUUUAAUUGAAAAAGAACAAGACACAGCAAACGACAAAUGAAAACAGUUUUAAAUAAAGCGUCCCAAGACAUUUUGUAUGUCAGAACUUGAGAAUAAAAGUUAAACUUCCACAAAGAGUUGUGCCACUGUUUGUAAAAUGUUCUUAGUCAUGGUUUUAGAUUAUAUUUUUAUUGUUUGAAACGUUCAGUAUUAAAACGUCACUUUUUAUUACAAUGUUUUCUUUAGCUUGUACACACAGACAUACUGCACUAGCUUGCCUUGAUCAUAAAUACACGUGUAGUACAGACAGUACGUACUUUUAAUUACCAAUUUCAUUCCGGAAAUGUGUCAUACAAGUAGUCAAUUGGCGCAAUCGCUCCACCUGUUCAAAACGACAGCAGCCGUGCCUCAGCAUCAAUGGAGACUCUGAUUGUAAAUGCAGUUACUGGGGGUGUUUUCAAGUCGACUGUACAUAUCGUAGUGGUUCAUGGUAAAUUUAAUUUUAAUUUGACCUUUAUUUAACCAGGCAAGUCAGUUAAGAACACAUUCUUAUUUUCAAUGACGGCCUAGGAACAGUGGGUUAACUGCCUGUUCAGGGGCAGAACGACAGAUUUGUACCUUGUCAGCUCGGGGGUUUGAACUUGCAACCUUCCGGUUACUAGUCCAACGCUCUAACCACUAGGGUACGCUGCCGCCCCAAUAAUCAGACUGAUGUGAUUGUUUCUGGAUGCUCAGAGAGAAAUACUGGUCAUUCGGAGAGAAAUACGGAUCAUUCGGAGAGAAAUACGGAUCAUUCGGAGAGAAAUACGGAUCAUUCGGAGAGAAAUACUGAUCAUUCAGAGCAUGAAUUCCGGAACAUUCUGUGACCGUUAGGGAUCCCUGUUAGUUCAGCCGAAGCAGCAGCCACUCUGCCUGGGCUACAAAAACAUUAAGGCACUUACAUGAUAAAACAGUACAUCAUAGUUACAUUCUGCAUUGUACAUAUGUUGUGUAUAAUACCACCAUACAACAAUAUAACAAUGUGCAUAUGCAUGUGUCUCUUCACAGUCCCCGCUGUUCUACAAUAUGUAUUUUUACCUGUUUUUAAAUCUAAUUUUACUGCUUGCAUCAGUUACCUGAUGUGGAAUAGAGUUCCAUGUAGUCAUGGCUCUAUGUAGUACUGUGGAAUAGAGUUCCAUGUAGUCAUGGCUCUAUGUAGUACUGUGGAAUAGAGUUCCAUGUAGUCAUGGCUCUAUGUAGUACUGUGGAAUAGAGUUCCAUGUAGUCAUGGCUCUGUAGUACUGUGGAAUAGAGUUCCAUGUAGUCAUGGCUCUAUGUAGUACUGUGCACCUCCCAUAGUCUGUUCUGGACUUGGGGACUGUGAAGAGACCUCUGGUGGCAUGUCUUGUGGGGUAUGUAUGGGUGUCAGAGCUGUGUGCCAGUAGUUUAGACAGACAACUUCUAGCCUUGAUUUUCACUCUUGAUACCAUAUCUACAGUCUUUCACCUUUUAAUGUGUAUAGUGUUACAUACUAGGUGUUGUCCAAUGAAUUCCUGUAUUCACUCCGGCUUCAAAUCAGGGUUGAUUGGAAAAAGCUGUUCAAAAGAGAUAAUGCAUGUCUUUGUAGGCCAUGCAGCCAAAUUGUGUCAAGUUUUUAAUAUUUGUUUCCACUGAACAUGCCAUUCAAAUAAAGGCAUUUUAAUGAAUUA